GCCGGCUCCGUCCGCCCGCCCUUCCCGGAUUCCGACAUGGCGGAGUAUUCCUGCGUCAAAUCCACCAAGCUCGUCCUCAAAGGGUCGAAAGAGAAGAGCAAGAAAAAGCACAAGGAAAAGAAAAGGAAAAGGGAAGAGGAUGCGGCUGAGCAGCUCGAUAUUGUUGGAAGCUGGUGGGCUGUCAGUAAUUUUGGUGAAAUUACAGGAACUAUAGCUAUAGAAAUGGAUAAAGGAGCUUACAUCCAUGCCCUCGACAAUGGCUUGUUUACACUUGGAGCACCACAUAAAGGUGAUGAAGGCCCCAGUCCUCCUGAGCAGUUUACAGCAGUUAAGUUAUCUGAUACAAGGAUUGCUCUCAAGUCUGGUUAUGGCAAAUACCUUGGUAUAAAUUCAGACGGGCUUGUUGUUGGACGUUCCGAUGCAAUAGGAUCAAGAGAGCAGUGGGAACCUGUCUUCCAAGAUAGGAAAAUGGCAUUACUAGCAGCAAACAGCCGUUUUAUCAGGUGUAAUGAAGAGGGGGACAUAGAAGCCAAAAGCAAAACUGCAGGGGAAGAAGAAAUGAUAAAGAUUCGUACUUGUGCUGAAAGAGAAGCUAAGAAGAAAGAUGAUGUUCCACAAGAAGACAAAGGAAACGUUAAACAGUGUGAAAUCAAUUACGUGAAGAAAUUCCAAAGUUUUCAAGACAAAAAGCUUAAAAUAAGCAAAGAAGAUACAAAAGCCCUUAGAAAAGCCAGAAAAGAAGGCACUUUUCAUGAAAUGCUACUUGACAGGAGAGCUAAAGUGAAAGCAGAUAGAUACUGCAAGUGACAUCCAGCUGGCCCAUUUUCUUCUGCAGCUUUGAUGGCAGCGUCAAAUUGAAAAAGAGUAAAAUAUUUUCUAGGUGUUUUUUAUUUAAAGCAUUUUUUAAGCAUCUUGAGGAAUUGUAUUAAAAUUUUCUCAAAUAUUAAUAACCCAGUUAUCUUGUUAACUGUAUAAUUUGUGAAUACUUGGCUUGUAUGAAGGUAAUGACUCCAACAAAAAUUAAAGGUAAAUCAAUUAAUAAUGGUAAGCUAUUUGCCAUGUAACUUAAGGCCUGGGAGACAGACUGUACCCUGAUUUAGUCCAGAGAGAAAGCUCCCUGGCUUUUAGUUGCCUUUAGGACAAAAUUUAGAAAUACAUAGAUUAUUGUAUGCAAA
Camarhynchus parvulus is the source of this 1175-nucleotide messenger RNA. It is a transcript of the gene FRG1, whose product is annotated as FSHD region gene 1. Gene Ontology annotation, molecular function: actin filament binding. NCBI's taxonomy places the organism in Eukaryota, Metazoa, Chordata, Aves, Passeriformes, Thraupidae. Gene Ontology annotation, cellular component: nucleolus; catalytic step 2 spliceosome; striated muscle dense body. The record is from RefSeq and is a predicted model, not a curated record. The coding region runs from base 37 to 807 and encodes 256 amino acids. The transcript has 9 exons.